UGAGAUCAUUCUGUCUGUGAGGAUCAAAGUAUUUUCUCAUGGUAAAUGUUAUAUUGUUAUUUCUUCCUAUGUUGGGAUGUUCGAACUGCAAUAAAAUACCAUCAUCUUUAUUUGAGGACUCUGAUUAGAUUAUUAAGCCUUCUGAACAGAUGAUGUUCAGAAACGUGUUUCUGGAUUAUGAUAGAUAAAUCAUUAAGAUAUAGUGAUUCUGCAACAGGUAUCUUCAGGAGUGCCUUGAUGCUAUCAGGGACCGAUGACCUUUUUUGGCGUUUCAUGAAUAAUUUCGAAGUAAGAAAGAUUUUGACUUUACUCUCGUCAUCUUAGUACCGAGGAAUUAGUUUCAGUAGGACUUUUGGCCUGUUAAGUUUUACCUUAUUCUGUAUUUUCGUAAUAUUUCCACCAAACUGCUCCCCCGUGGAGUGGAGCUGUUCUGUCUCGUGAGUGGUAACUGAUUGUGUGGAGUAAAAUUAGAAAUUUAGGUUGUGUAGUCAAUGAGGUUGUAUAUGUCUCCUGAAGGAAAGAGAUUGGAAAAGAUAAGUUCAAUAUCGAUUUGGAGCUUUUUACGUUGGAAAAAAGAGGGUUUUAGAGAUGAACGUGGUGAAUCAGGGGUGUCUCUUUAGUUUGUUGUUGUGUUUGAGUCUGUAGGAGUUGGUUUAGUGUGACCGUAAGGAAUAGCAAGCGGAUGUUGUAUUGCCUUCCUUUUACAUGUGGAAUCAAGUCGUUUGAUCUAUACAGAGGAGUACGGUUAUCUUGUGGAAUUUUGAGUGGAGGAGUGGAGCUAUUCUUUCCUGAUCUCGUCCUAUUAGGCUAUGUAUGAGUGAUUUAUGACAUUCCGUGGUUAUUUGUGAGUAGGUACAGUUUCCUCCAAUUAUCCUACAUUUGAGGGUAAAUUUAAGAGAGGGUUUGAUGGGGAUUAAUAUACGCUUCUCGUGAUGCUUUAUCCUUCAUGUUGUGUAGUCUGAGGUUUCCUUACUGUCUUGGGCUUCCUGUAGGUAUAGAAUGUAUAAUGUAGAUUUUAUUCUCUUUGGCACUCUGCUGUGGAUAAGCAGAAGACAAAAUUCAGUUUCUUUCGGGUGGGUUAGGGGUAAAAUGACUUUUUUGCAUUAUUGAUCUUCUGGGAUCCUCUGCAUUAUAUGCUGCUUUAGAGUCCAUACAGGUGAGAAGCUAAUGAUGUACUUCCAUAGGAUAUGGAGUAGAGAAGAAGAUCAUGUAAGCGAGUUGUUCUGCUGAGACCUAAGAGGGAGGCUUGCAUUCUGAGAAGUGGUGUCAAGGAGCAUCACCUAGUUGGGAAAAUUCCUUUGGGUUUUUCCUUUGGAACCGAGGGCGGUUCUUGGAGUGUGCACACAGCUCCAGAGUUAGGGCGCCUCAAAUAUAUUGCAUGGAGAAAUCGGUGAAUAUGGUGCUCUACAAUCUCUAUUGGAGGUGGAGGCGAUCCCGUGCACUGGUUCUUUCUCUUCCAGGUUUUAGGUUGUGCAUUUACAGGUGCUUGUCAUAGAAGUUAAUACUGUGCCUGGAAUGAUGCCUUCCAUGUCUUAGUUCAUCAGGCCUUAGCACAGCAGCCUCCCAUGUAUCCUCAUCAAUUUUCCGCAGAUUACCGGAUUUGGCAUCAGAGAGGUCUAUGUAAAAGUUAUAGUAACUACCUCAUAAAGAUCUUUUGGCAAUUAAAUUCAUUUCUAAACUUACUUGCUCCAUGUAUUUCCUUUCUUGUGCUCGACUUGAAUGAUUUGCUUGAACAAAAUAUCUCCAUUUUACAUUCGGAAUCAACCAGUAGAGCAUAAGGUUCAGGUUGAUUUGCUGUUAUUAAAGAAAACAGGAUUCUGGUACUGAAAUGUAUGAGAACAAGUAUUCAGGACUGAAAUCUGUGAAAUGGGUUGGUCUGAUAUAUCUAUGUAGCAUUAGAUUUUGCUAACAAUAAAAUUUAGGAAAGCUCCAAAUACACUACACUCAUGCCGUGAACAAUAUUUGAUGAAUUUGAACAGCAGUCAGCAGGUAAUAGUCUAGUAGGAUUGACAUCACUUUCGAUUUCAGAAAUUCAGGGAUCGAGUUUCACCUCUUACAAGGAGAAAUCUCCAAUUUCCUCCAUUCCUGGUGAGGUGUUCUUUAUGUACAAUGAUAUUCUCUGGUAUCAAGUGCUGCAAACAACACUAGUUUCUGGUAAUUCAAGAAACUCUUGCUUACCUGGGUUGUAAAGUUAAGUUCUUGAAUCUUGGUUCUUUAUUAUGGCUGAUUGAAAGAGAAGUAGGAUAAAAGGAGAUUUUAGUGAACUUGUUGUUUUCCUUGAAUUAUAAAUGGUGUCAAGUGGAAUUGGAGAAGAAAUUGGGUCAAAUGGGAGUAAUGUUAAGAACCAUGUGGUUGUGCAAGUUUCAGUAUCUAGAAAGGGACUAUUAAGUGAUGAAAAAUCUCCAAGAGGGUUCCCUGAACAACCUACAAGUCUUUCUAGCCGAUUGAAGUUGCUAAAAGUAAGCCCGCGAGGCAAACUGAACUCUCCCUCAGCUGGGUUUCAUAGGAUUGCUGAGGACAAGGAUGAGCUCUCAAAUAGUUCUUCUCCGCCUCGUGUCAUGGAAAGCUUUCGAAAACGUGUCAAAGAUGUGAUGUCUAAGAAAAUCGACUGGCCUUCUGUGAUGCGAAUGUGCAAAGAGUGGGUUAGGAAACCAUUGAAUAUGGCCCUUCUAUUGUGGGUAGUUUGUGUUGCGGUAUCAGGUGCAAUUCUAUUUCUUGUGAUGACAGGAAUGCUAAAUAAACUUCUUCCUAAGAAGUCACAAAGGGAUGAAUGGUUUGAGGUUAAUAACCAGAUCAUCAACGCCCUUUUCACCUUAAUGUGUCUUUACCAACAUCCAAAGCGUAUCUACCAUUUGGUGCUUUUGUGUCGGUGGAAGCCAAAAGACAUUUCAAAACUAAAGAAGGUAUACUGCAAGAAUGAGGCAGCGAAACCCAAUGAACGGGCACACUUGAUGGUUGUGAUUCUUUUGUUCAAUAUAAACUGCUUUGCUCAAUAUGGUUUAUGUGGCCUUAAUUUGGGUUUUAAAAGAUCAGAGCGACCAAUUGUUGGAGUUGGUGUUUGCCUGUUAGUUGCUAUUGCUGCUCCUGCAGUCGCAGGAUUAUACUGUGUUCUUAGUCCUCUAGGAAAGGACUAUGAAUGCUAUAGCGAUGAGGAAGCACCAAAUCCAUUGAAGAGACAAUCAUUGGAGAAAAGGUAUGCAUUUGCAGCCCGAGAUGAAAAAGGGAUUGUUGAGAACAAACCCGAGUGGAGAGGAGGCUUGUUUAGCUUAUGGGAAGAUUUUAGUGUGGCAUAUCUCUCAAUCUUCUGCUGCUUUUGUGCAUUUGGUCGGAAUAUGGAAAGGCUUGGUUUUGGGAAUAUGUACGUACACAUAGCAACAUUUCUCCUUUUCUGUAUGGCCCCCUUUUGGAUCUUCAGCUUGGCUGCUGUCAACAUUGAUAAUGAUGCUAUAAGAGAGAUUUUGGGCAUUACUGGUAUAGCACUUUGUGUGUUUGGUUUGUUAUACGGGGGUUUUUGGCGGAUUCAAAUGAGACAACGAUAUAACUUGCCACCAAAUAAUGUGUGUUUUGGGAAACCGAAUGUGGCAGAUUGUUUUCAGUGGCUGUUUUGCUGUUGGUGCUCCUUGGCACAGGAAAUCCGAACUGGAGAUUAUUAUGAGACUGUGGAAGACAGAUUUUACAGGAAGAAUGAAUAUGACAUGCAUACUCCUCUUACACCGUUACCUCGUGAAAGUACUACUGCUUCCCAAUCUAUGUCUGAUCUGAACGCUUCAUUGUGGUUAAAUUCUAGUUCAUCGAAGAUUAAACCUUCAGUAUUCGUGGAUGAAACAAUGAAGCCACCAAACCCAGGAACAAUGAGUAUGUGAGCUGACAAUCUUAGGGAAAUUUGAAGUAAGAUAGAACUGGAUCUGUGAUUCGCAUUUUUGAUAUCAUGAAGAGGUGAUAAACUAACUUCUGCAAUUCAUCCAUACUAUUGAUGUUUCUGUAAUGCACAGUUUUUGUUGCCUGCAGUGGAACUUCAUCUCUAAUGCAAGUAUCUUGAUUGUUAUAUAAAGUUCAAUAUAUUAGUCUAA
Beta vulgaris subsp. vulgaris (sugar beet) is the source of this 4070-nucleotide messenger RNA. RefSeq lists its product as uncharacterized. Gene Ontology annotation, biological process: sesquiterpene biosynthetic process. Lineage: Eukaryota; Viridiplantae; Streptophyta; Magnoliopsida; Caryophyllales; Amaranthaceae. The coding region runs from base 2289 to 3863 and encodes 524 amino acids. The transcript is spliced from 7 exons. The record is from RefSeq and is a predicted model, not a curated record. Gene Ontology annotation, molecular function: cyclase activity.